AUGUUACAAAGUGACAGAAAAAUUCUUGUUUUUCCUUGACUCACGUUUUUUCCGCGUUCUUCCUCGGAGUUUGACCCACUCCGGGGCAGCGAUAGCAAAAAAACGUUAAGUCUUCACAAACUCGAAAAAAAUUCAUCAAAUUUCUCUACGAAUUUUGUGUGUAAAAAUUCAACAAUCGUUCGAGCCCAUCAUCGAAUUUCUGCGUCAGAAAAAAUCUAGUUUAAAAAGAAAAUUCAUUUUUUUACGAUUAGAAUUCGUUCGAAGUUCAAAAUUGAAAUGAGAAAUGAAAAAUUCAGGUUUAACGUACAAACGUUUUUGAUUUUUCUUUUUUUUUCUUAUCGGAAUAAGAAAAAAAUGAGAGAUUCGAAAGAAUCUUUGCAUUCCAGCAAGUUAGAAUGAGCAAAGUUUUGAUUUCAAGUGUCCAAGUGUCUGUCGAGUGACCAAUUUUUGUUUUAUUCCGCGCUCUCGGCGUAGUAGGAGCGCAAUGAAAGUAUUGGAGAGAUCGGUAAUCCGCCAGUAGUGUGCUCGGCACCGGCCAGAGUAGACACGCAGCGAUUUGCGAUCGCGAUAAUAGAGUUUAAUCACGAGGAAGAAAAAAAUUUAUCGGGGACGUCGAAAUUGCAAGAAAAAAGUCAAAAGAAAGGUGGAAAAACGUUGAUAGAAUUUUGGAUUUCGAUUUUGAAUGGAGUGAGAAUUUGAUGGAGAUUUGAAGUGUCAGCCUGUCAACAUUUGCCGAGUGUUUUUUUUUUUGUGAAGAUUUAUUAAAGAACUCAAAAAUUGGAUAACCGUGGAAAAGACAUCGCCGGACGAUACGAUGACCUAGUUGAAGAAAAUUUAAUGCCAGCGAACGAGUUCGUCUUCCGUUCGAAGUCUGGAUAGGUUUUUCUUGUUUGGCUUCAAGAGAUAUUUUAUUGCGAAUCGAGGGGAGAGUGAAUUGGGGCGUUAUAAAGGACGAAAAGGAUCGUCAAGAUGAUGCUGAUAAAGAGCUUCUUCAGGAGGAUCAUCAAGGACUUCCGGCACAAGGAACUUUUGCCUCUGAAACUGAUUUUCUUCGUUCAGGCUUCGACUCUGUACGUUCUAUAUCCGUAUUUGACGAUUCACAUGAGAGAGUUGGGAAUAAACGUGGAGGAGACUGCGAUAAUGAGCGCAGUGACUCCUUUCGUAGCGAUCGUGAUGCCACCGAUAGCUGGAAUGAUUGCCGAUCGCAUAGGCAACUUCAAGAUUUUGCUGUCCCUGUUUUCAUCGUUCGGGGGCGGCGCAGCCCUCCUCCUCCUUUUAGUCCCGGUGGGGAGAAUGACCGUUCAAUUCCCAGAACGUGUUGUAAUGGAUGUUAGCUGUCCUGGCACGGAGAGUGAGCUCAUCUACACGAUGAGCCAGAAUCAUCCGUGCGAGACAAAGCUCCAACCGAAAAUCACCACCAGAAUUGAAAGUUGCGGGUACAUCUGUCACGUGGAUAUUCAAAACGAGACGGACCACCAGGCAAUGUUGCAAUCGCGGGGUUACACGGUGCGACAUUUUGAUUUGGCUGAAGGAUUGAACACGUCGUACGCAUACACGUUAACGGAAAGCGAAUUGCCGCCGCCGUUGAAGGCUUACUCGGAUGAUUUGCGUGAGCACAGGAAGAUGAAAAACAACGAAUAUUUCAAGACCUCCGUGCGCCAGUUGUCCAAAAGCACAUAUUUCUUUCCUACACGGCAGCUGUACGAUUACCGGUGCACGCGCCGGGUGCCAACACAGUCGAGCGUCGAAAGUGUUGACAACUCGACGAGUCUCGGAGCUCCGAAGAGGAACGAGAGUUUCUGUGAAUUCGGGGAAAUCUCGAGUGAGGGAAAACGUGUUGCGAACGUGUAUCCGGAUAUUUGGACGAAACUGAAAAGUGUUGAGUCCAAUUACAUCGAUCGGCUUGAAAAAAAGAGGCGUUUCCUCGUCGAGGAAAUGGCCCCGGUCGGCAGCGACGUUUUCGACGGUGUUCGAUGCCAAAAUCCCGAUGUUGCCACAACACGGGUGUCGAUCGACGUUCCCCUCGUCAACUGGACCGUCGGUAACGUCACUUACAAAAAUCUCUACAUCGAAAACUGCAGCAAACGAUGCGUCCUCACUGCACUUCGGUCGGAAAUGUGCUCCAACAAGGAAACCGUCGUCGAGUACAACAUCCAAUUGACCUUCUGGCUUUACCUCGGAAUCCGCGUCUUCAUCGGCAUCAUCGGCGGCACUGCAUUCGCCAUGUUCGAAGGCGCUGUCAUCGCCAUCCUCAGGGAACAGAAAGCUGAUUAUGGACUCCAGAGAAUUUAUGGAAGCAUCGGUGGCAUGAUCUCUUCGCCUUUGUCCGGACUCUUCAUCGACUGGGCCAGCCAGGGCAAGGUCUACACCGAUUUCAGGCCAGCGUUUUAUUUGUACGCCGCCCUCAAAAUAGCUUCCGGUGUAUUGAUGCUGUCGAUUAAUUUGGAGUUUAAAUCACCGGCGAGCAACGUCGUCAGCGACGUCGUGAGUGUUUUGAAAAACGUGGAGAUCGUCGCGCUACUGUUGGCUUGUUUCAUGCUCGGCACAGCAUGGGGCUACAUCGAGUCCUUCUUAUUCUGGCUGCUCCAGGAUCUCGGUGGGUCAAGAUCCUUGAUGGGGAUAACGAUAACAGUGGGUGGGAUCGCCGGAAUCCCACUUUUAGUGCUGUCAGGUCCCAUAAUAGAAAAAAUAGGGCACCCCAACGUUCUGUUCAUCGGUUUCGUCUUCUACGCUGUCAGACUUCUGGGCUACUCAUUGAUUUACAAUCCAUGGUUGAGUUUGAUAUUCGAGGCCCUGGAGUCGGUGACAGCAGCGUUGAGCUUCACGGCGGCGGUGACGUACGCAGCAAAGCUGUCGACGACGACAACGGACACGUCGAUCCAGGGCUUGUUGGGUGGUUUGUACUACGGCGUGGGCAAGGGAUCAGGGAGCCUGAUCGGUGGCUACUUGAUGAAGGCGUUUGGGACCCGGCCGACGUACCAGAUUUUCGCGGCGGCGAGUCUCAUCACAGGGAUCGUGUAUUUCAUGUUCAAUUAUUUGUAUUUGAAGAAGCGCCCCCAAGUGGAGGGUAACGAUAUUGUGAAGAAGAAGCCAAAGGUGAAAAAGUCCUCGAACAUCGAGGCGAACGGGCUCGACAACAUGGGGAUGGACCUGGUGGAGAGGAAUGAGAUAAAGAAGCUCGAAGCUGACGGGAAUUUGGAGAGGAAUCCUGACAAGGUGGAGAAGGACGAUUUCGCGAGGAAUCAGGACGAUCUCGAGGCGAUGAAGAACGCGAAGAAUCUCGACAUGAUCGAGAAGAUCGAAGACAUCGAAGCGAGCAGCGUCCGAAGAAGACGAUCGAUCGACAGUUACCGGUCGCGGCUAAAAGAACCGAGCGCUGAUAAUAAAUCGGGAAUUUCUGACUUACCGACCGAAGGGAACGGCGAUAUUACGCACAGACGAGUUUCUGGCAUCGAGAAUCCUGGAUUCGCCAAAGAAAAUGGCGGCUCUAGAAACCUCACGACCGGAAAAUGCGAUGUCACCGUCGAGAGACAGCCUGAUGAUAAAAAAUAGUCACUUUUCACUCGUCUUCCAAGUUUCCUUACGACGAGAAGCGAUUUGGGUCAACUGCACACAUUCCCAUGCCAGCUACGUUUUUAGCCAUUUCUAUUUCUGCUACGAGAGCUCCGAACAUUGACCAGGAAGGAUAAAAUUCAAAAAAUUGUUUUUUUUUUUUUCAUUUCAUUUUCCCAACGUGUUGACUUCUUUCUUUUCUUACUUCUUACUUUGAAACUAUAAAAAUUCUUACCUUGAAUUUUUUUGAAAUUGUGUUCGCUUGCAGAGCUUCUAAAUUCUGAGGGAGACAAAUUUUUGGCAGAGAAAAGUGUGUCGUAUUGGUCCUUAAGCACAUAUCCUUUGAUAAAAAAGUCACUCAUUUAUGAUGUUUUCAGGACAAAAGUCACUAAAAAUUCGAUGAGAGUGGAGAAAAAUAAAAAUUUGUCGGAUUAUAUUUCAUUUGAAGGUAAAAUUGAAGGUGAUACGUGGUUGCAGGUCAACAGCAAUAAUGAUUUUUCUACGUACGCAAUGAAAUCCUGAUCGACUCAUUAAUUGUACAGUAUUCUUACUAAUUGUGUAUUUUUUGUAUGUUUCUAUAUACAAAUAUGUUACUUUUUCGAUUAUUUUAUUUAUCUCUGUUGAAUGAUUUUUUUUUUUUUUUUUUUUUUUAGAUUUUAUUGGUUUCCUAUGCCACAGUGAUCUGUUCUUUUUUUUUUAAGUAAAAGAUUAUAUAAAUACGAAUAUAUUUACAAUAGCGAUAAUCUUAAGUUCCUCCAUAUUGUAUUAGUCCUUAAGAAAUAAAUCGAAUGAUACGACAUUUGUGAAAGAAAUCGAUCGUUAGCUUUAAUGAAUAAAAGCUUAACGGGA
Venturia canescens is the source of this 4401-nucleotide messenger RNA. RefSeq names its product major facilitator superfamily domain-containing protein 6-B. Lineage: Eukaryota; Metazoa; Arthropoda; Insecta; Hymenoptera; Ichneumonidae. Gene Ontology annotation, cellular component: membrane. The record is from RefSeq and is a predicted model, not a curated record. The transcript is spliced from 8 exons. The coding region runs from base 970 to 3552 and encodes 860 amino acids.